Molecule: messenger RNA, 1402 nt
Organism: Brassica napus (rape)
Lineage: Eukaryota; Viridiplantae; Streptophyta; Magnoliopsida; Brassicales; Brassicaceae
Product: polyadenylation and cleavage factor homolog 1-like
Exons: 2
Coding region: 128-1279 (383 amino acids)
Biological process (GO): termination of RNA polymerase II transcription
Cellular component (GO): cytoplasm; mRNA cleavage factor complex
Molecular function (GO): RNA polymerase II complex binding; mRNA binding
Source: RefSeq, a predicted model, not a curated record
GUCUUCUCACACGUUUCCUUUGCUUCUUUCAUAAUUUUCUAAUAUUCCUCUUUUUCUCUCGCAUAAACACGAAACAAUUCAUUGUUGAUCGUUCAGAGAAAUUAAUCCGUCUGUAGAAUUGAUAAAGAUGUCUUCAUCCAACGGAGUCUUCGCUCAUCAGAGAAACGCGCAUCGUAACGGUGGAAGAACCAUGCUGAAGAGACCAAUCGACAAUCGCGGAUGCAGAAUCGGAGGUUUUCAGGAGGAGGAGGAGCGAAGCCGUUACGCCCCGCUUCAGAAACGCCCCAGAUAUCAGCAGGCGCAACCGCAAUUCCAAUCGGCUAAACCUAACGGCGGCGGGACUCCUCCUAUGUAUCGCCAUCAUCAUGAUAGUAACUUGUCUAGGGUUUCUAAUUACGGUGAUGUGAUCAAUUCUAAUUCAAGUAAUGUCUUUCCUUUUGCUCUUCGUAACAAUCGUCAUUCGCAAUCUAACAAACCGUAUGGUUAUGGGAACCCUAAUCCCCAAUCGGUUCCGCUUCCUUUACCGUAUCGUAAACUAGAUGGUUUCGAUUCGUUACCGGAAUGGGUUCCUAAUUUCGUACCUAACACAAACCGUGAGAUAACCGGAGUCCGGUUUAACGUUGUGUCGCAAUCAUUACCCCAACAACCUGUCGUGAGCAAAGAAUUGGCUGAUUUACUUAGCGUUCUUAACAACAAUGAGAAAGAAUGUGAUCUCGGGCUUGAUUUUGAUAAAAGUAAUCUUAACGUGCGACAUGAAUCUGUUGUUAAGUCUCUUUAUUCCGACAUGCCGAGGCAAUGUUCCUCGUGUGGUGUUAGAUUCAAGGGUCAAGAAGAGCAUAGCAAGCACAUGGACUGGCAUGUGAGGAAGAAUAGAAUGGCUAAAGACGCGACCAAAGCCGCCACAACCACGAGGGCAAGCCAGAAACCGAAGAAGUCGCGUGAUUGGUUUGCUAGCUUGUCUCUAUGGCUCAGUGCGGCAACAGGAGCUGCCAUUGAAGGGGCUAAACCUCUUUUUGGAGAAACACAGAAGACGAAAGAAGAGGAGAAACAACAGCAACGCUAUGUCCCUGCUGAUGAGAACCAGAAGAUGUGUGCGUUAUGUUUGGAGUCGUUGGAAGAGUUUUUCAGCCAUGAAGAGGAUGAUUGGAUGUACAGAGAUGCUGCCUACUUGAACAUGAACGGGUCUGGUCCUAUAGUGCAUGUUAACUGUAUGCCGGAACCACGAAAAGGGCCUGCAAAGGGAUUGACAAAGCCUGUUGCGAGUGCAGUGGCCUGCUGAUAGAUUUACGUAGUCUUAGACUCCUAGAGAUUUGAUUCUUGUUCCUUUCUUUGUAACUAAUGAACAUGCACAAUUAAGAGUUGUAAAACACUUUGAAUUUCAAUAAAAUUUUCAUCUUCAAUU